AUGAACAUGCAGGACUUUGCAGAUGGUCUGUUCCAGUCAGAGGAUGGAGAGCUGCUUGUGCCACUUGAUGAUACUACUAGUGAUGAGGAAGAUGUCGCCAAAGAGUACGAGUGGGAGCCACCAGUCCAGGAGAAUGAAAGUGACAUACCAAGUGUAGAACUGGAUGAUCCUAUGGAUGAUGAUAGAAAUCCAAUCACUCAGUCCGAAGUUCGGGAUGUGAACGUCACAUACGGUUCUAGUAUCAGUGACACGGAAAACCCGUAUUCACCAUUUUCCUCUCAAAUGGACUGGGAUAUUGCGCAGUGGGCAAAGUUACGUGGCCCAAGCUCAACGGUGUUUUCAGAUCUGCUCAGUAUUGAUGGUGUUAGCAAAUGCCUUGGCCUCUCAUACAAAAAUUCAAGGGAGCUAAAUGGCAUCAUUGAUAAACAACUUCCUGGCUGUCUGAAGUUUCAGUGUGAACAGGUCAUAGUUGUGGGAGAAGCUUUUGAUAUUUAUUAUCGAGAUGUCCUUGAAUGUAUCAAGGCUCUCUUCAGUGACCCGGACUUUGCGGACUAUCUCGUAUUUGCACCACAGCGCCACUACAUGGACGACGAUGGAACAAAAAAGCUUGACGAGCAGUGGCCAGGUGCAACCAACAUACCUGUCAUCAUCUCAACAGACAAGACUCAAGUGACCAUGUUCCGGAAUAAAACUGCAUACCCUGUGUAUCUCACCAUCAGGAAUAUUCCAAAAGAAAACUGUCGAAAACCAUCUCGACGUGCUCAUGUUCUCCUCGCCUAUCUUCCCACCACUUCAAAUCUCUAUCACACAUGCAUGGCACGUGUGUUAUUGCCACUAGAAAAAGCUGGCCUUGAUGGCUUGGCAAUGUGGAGUGGUGAUGGUAUUUUGCACUGCUGUCAUCCACUCUUUGCUUGUUUUGUCGGUGAUUACCCCAAGCAAGUACUUGCAACCACGGUCAAAACUACGGAAUGCCCUAAAUGCAAUAUCCCACCUGACGAACUGGAGAGUCACACAGCACCCUUUGAAUUACGCGACCUUCAUGCCGUUCUUGAUGCACUCACUACCAUUGAUGCAUGUCAUGAUGCUGGCAUCAAGCCCGUCGCUGUCACACCUGACAUUCUCCAUCAACUGUACCAAGGUCUCAUUAAGCAUCUUCUAGGCUGGCUGGUGCAGGCAUGCGGACCAAACAAGAUCGAUGCGAGAUGCCAAAGAUUACCCCCCAACCACCAUAUCUGUCUGUUCAUGAAGGGCAUUACUGGUCUCUCUCAUGUUAGUGGUGCCGAGCAUGCUCAAAUAUGUUGUUUCCUCCUUGGUGUCAUUAUUGAUGCUCAACUUCCUGGCAAUAUGUCUUCGACAUCGCAGUAUCUGUGCCACAGCUCAGAGACACUACCGCUCCUAGAUGAAGUGCUCACCUUAUUCCACAACCACAAACAAAUAUUUGUUGACCUUGGUAUCAGGAACCAUUUCAAUCUCCCUAAACUUCAUGCCACUCGUCAUUAUAUAUCAAUGAUUUGCUUUUUCGGCAUGAUGGAUAACUACAAUACAGAAUAUACUGAACAACUUCACAUCGACUUAGCUAAAGAUGCCUACCGUGCAACAAAUCGCAAGGAUGAGUUCAUUAAAAUGACACAGUGGCUCGAACGCAAAGAGAAGAUUGUGCGCCAUGCGAAAUUUAUUCAUUGGCAACUCCACAACAAUACUCCACACCAUCCUCGUCCUCGACCAGCAAGUCUAUCAUUUGACCGAACACAAACUUUGGCCAAGCAUCCGAGUGCCAAAGCUGUACCCUUUCAAACUUCAAUCUCACUUUCUCGCACUCAUUUUGAAGCCCUUGCUGCAAAUGUUCACCUACCGUUCCACUCUGUUGCAGUAUACCACAAGAUCAAGUGGUUAUCUGUUGAUGCUCGAGGUCACGGCGACCCACUCGUUACAGUGGAUAGCAUCCAUGUCAUGCCCUGUCACACCGGCACUUGCCGAAAAAAUGAUGCUCUACCUGCACGUUUUGAUACAGCACUCAUAAAUAAUGAUACUGGACAGUCUGUGGGUGUUGAAGGCUACCAGGUUGGUCAAAUUCGGGCAAUCUUCUCCAUGAGAGAGAAAGAUGCGCAGUUCCUAUUUCCUCCAACACAUCAACCUCCGAAACACCUCACGUACAUCGAGUGGUUCAGGCCGUUUUCUUCGACACCAGAUCCAAGACAUGGCAUGUACAAAAUCACUUGUUUGGUCCAUUCAGGUGAGAAAGUCGCUAGUAUAAUCCCCGUUUCGAAUAUUGUCCACAGUAUACACCUUAUUCCAAAGUUUGGACCAGUUGCACCUUGUCACUGGAGAAGCAACAAUGUUCUCGAGGAGUGUGAUACAUUUUUUGUUAAUUGUUACAUAGAUUGGCAUAGUUUUGUGACCCUUUGA
Molecule: messenger RNA, 2406 nt
Organism: Suillus bovinus
Lineage: Eukaryota; Fungi; Basidiomycota; Agaricomycetes; Boletales; Suillaceae
Exons: 9
Coding region: 1-2406 (801 amino acids)
Source: RefSeq, a predicted model, not a curated record